Zerene cesonia (dogface butterfly) is the source of this 4126-nucleotide messenger RNA. RefSeq names its product glutamate receptor ionotropic, kainate 2 (gene KaiR1D). The transcript has 18 exons. Bases 1 to 2706 code for a protein of 901 amino acids. Gene Ontology annotation, molecular function: transmitter-gated monoatomic ion channel activity involved in regulation of postsynaptic membrane potential; glutamate-gated receptor activity. Gene Ontology annotation, biological process: modulation of chemical synaptic transmission; monoatomic ion transport; synaptic transmission, glutamatergic. Lineage: Eukaryota; Metazoa; Arthropoda; Insecta; Lepidoptera; Pieridae. Gene Ontology annotation, cellular component: postsynaptic membrane; plasma membrane. The record is from RefSeq and is a predicted model, not a curated record.
AUGAGAGGAGCGAAGGCAGUUUUUCUCAUUUUGUUUUUCGGCCACCUCUCAGCGCUGCCUGAUACAAUACGAAUUGGCGGUCUAUUCCACCCCGAGGAUGAUAAGCAAGAAGUUGCGUUCCGAUACGCCGUGGAAAGGGUUAACGCGGACAGGGCUGUGUUGCCUCGAGCGAAAUUACUCGCUCAGGUAGAAACAAUAUCGCCUCAAGACAGUUUCCACGCGUCUAAAAGAGUAUGCCACCUCCUACGAAGUGGAGUGGCAGCUAUCUUCGGACCACAAUCGGCACCCGCGGCGGCGCAUGUCCAGUCCAUAUGCGAUACAAUGGAACUACCACAUUUGGAGACCAGAUGGGAUUAUAGAACGAGGCGGGAGUCCUGUCUCGUCAACUUGUACCCGCACCCAGCUGCACUUAGCCGCGCAUACGUAGACCUCGUCAAAGCCUGGGGAUGGAAGUCGUUCACAAUAGUUUACGAGAACAGCGACGGUCUAGUUCGCCUGCAGGAAUUACUGAAAGCCCAUGGGCCAUCCGAACUGCCGGUUGCGGUUAGACAACUGCCCGAUUCUCAUGACUACAGGCCACUUUUGAAACAAAUAAAGAACUCAGCGGAAUCCCACAUUGUACUCGACUGCGCCACUGAGAGGAUCAGGGAUGUUUUACAGCAAGCGCAACAGAUUGGAAUGAUGUCGGAUUAUCACAGUUACCUCAUCACGUCUUUAGAUUUACACAGCGUUGACUUAGAAGAGUUUAAAUAUGGCGGUACUAACAUAACAGCUCUAAGAUUACUUGAUCCAGAAAGACCCGAGGUACAAAGAGUAGUCAGAGAUUGGGUUUAUGAUGAAGCGAGAAAGGGAAGGAAAUUACAACUGGGACACACCUCGGCGAAGGAAAAUAUGACUUUUAUUAAGACUGAAACAGCGUUGAUGUAUGACGCUGUCCAUUUGUUCGCGAAAGCGUUGCACGACCUCGACACGUCGCAGCAAAUUGACGUGCGGCCUCUCUCGUGCGAAGCGGAGGACACAUGGCCUCAUGGAUAUAGCUUAAUUAACUAUAUGAAAAUAGUAGAAAUGAAAGGUUUAACGGGUGUUAUAAAGUUCGAUCAUCAAGGUUUCCGCAGCGAUUUUACCCUUGACAUAAUAGAGCUGACGAGGGAUGGCCUACAAAAGGCUGGGACGUGGAAUGCAUCUGAAGGCGUCAACUAUACAAGGUCUUACGGCGAUAACCAGAAGCAAAUCGUCGAAAUACUCCAAAACAAAACGCUCAUCGUAACUACAAUUUUGAGCGCACCCUACUGCAUGAGGAAAGAGGCGAGCGAGAAACUGACCGGCAACGCACAAUUUGAGGGUUACGCAAUCGAUCUAAUUCACGAGAUUUCAAAAAUCCUUGGCUUCAAUUACACAUUCAAGCUCGCUCCCGAUGGUCGAUACGGCUCGUUCAAUCGUGAGACCAAAGAGUGGGAUGGGAUGAUACGAGAAUUGCUGGAACAACGGGCUGAUUUAGCGAUCGCUGACCUUACAAUCACGUAUGACAGAGAGCAAGUCGUAGACUUCACGAUGCCGUUUAUGAACCUCGGUAUAUCUGUGCUCUACCGCAAACCAAUCAAGCAGCCACCAAAUCUCUUUUCCUUCCUCUCCCCUCUGUCUUUGGACGUCUGGAUCUACAUGGCAACUGCGUACUUGGGAGUGUCCGUUCUUCUAUUUAUACUUGCAAGGUUCAGUCCGUACGAGUGGGACAGUCCCCGGAACUGUGUUGACGAGCCGCCAGUCCUGGAGAAUCAGUUCACACUGUUGAACUCGCUAUGGUUCACCAUUGGAUCAUUGAUGCAGCAAGGUUCGGAUAUCGCACCGAAAGCUGUUUCGACUCGUAUGGUGGCUGGCAUGUGGUGGUUCUUUACAUUGAUUAUGAUAUCUUCGUACACUGCUAACUUAGCAGCUUUCCUUACUGUGGAAAGAAUGGAUUCGCCAAUUGAAAGUGCAGAAGAUCUAGCUAAACAAACCAAAAUAAAAUAUGGAGCGUUGAAAGGAGGUUCUACAGCUGCAUUUUUUAGGGACUCAAAUUUCUCUACGUACCAACGAAUGUGGUCAUUCAUGGAAUCUGCGAGACCUUCGGUAUUUACGAGCAGCAAUAAAGAGGGGGAGGAAAGGGUCAUGCGUGGGAAAGGGUCGUAUGCAUAUCUAAUGGAAUCCACUACCAUUGAAUACGUUGUAGAGAGAAACUGUGAUUUGACGCAAGUUGGUGGAAUGUUGGAUUCAAAGGGAUAUGGAAUAGCGAUGCCGCCUAAUUCGCCAUACCGUACCGCUAUAAGUGGCGCUGUUUUGAAACUGCAAGAAGAAGGGAAACUGCACAUAUUGAAAACAAAGUGGUGGAAGGAGAAACGCGGCGGCGGCUCUUGUAGAGACGAGACCUCGAAAUCUUCGUCCACUGCCAACGAACUGGGCUUAGCGAACGUGGGCGGCGUUUUCGUGGUGCUGAUGGGCGGUAUGGGGGUCGCUUGCGUCAUAGCCGUCUGUGAAUUCGUCUGGAAGUCUAGGAAGGUGGCAGUCGACGAACGGAAGGAGGAGGCGUCGCUAUGCUCAGAGAUGGCAUCGGAGCUACGUUCUGCUUUGAAGUGUCCAAGUGGGGGGAGCGGAGGGGGCAGCGGGCCGCGGGAGGGGGCGGAUUCCCCGUACUUGCACUAUGGAUUCAGUACUAAAAGUCAGCUCCACUAGCGAGCAGACCGUGCCUUCGCGCCCCCCAGUGACGUGUAGGCAUGGGCUGAUAACGUAACAAAUUUAAACAUUAAACUCAGGAAAAUGGGAAAAAUCGUAAUGAAUUUUUUAUCGAUUCGUCAAUAUCAAACUCGAGGAUACUGGUUGACGGUCAUUAAUUUAAUUCUCUCGCCUCUUGUAUUAAUCUGAUGCGAAGAUAUUCUUAAAUUAGUAUGAAUGAUUAAAAGGUAACACUAAAACGUAAAUUAUUAUAAACGACAUGUUCAAACAGAUUUAUAUUGUCUAUUGAGUUUUAUUAUGUGCCAAAUACAUAAUAGGAACGAAAUAUACCAAAUAAUAUUAUGUAUCGUACAAUGGGUGUUGCGUUUAUGAUCGCUUUUUACAAAAAUUUACUUAUCUAUAUACAACUACUGCCGUAUUUCUGAGAUCAGUGUAAAUAAUAUAACUCAUAUCGAAUAAAUUAAGAUACAAUAAAAUUGUUGUGACGUACGUAUUUUAAUAUUUUUAGACUUAGAUAUGUUUUCGACUUCAAGAUAUACGUUAAAUGAACUAAAACUUGCCAAAUAAAGUUGUGCCAAAUAUUAUGCAAGUUUGAUGUAAAUAGUAGACACAUUUAUCUGUAAGAAGUCAUCUUCCAUAAUUGUAAUUUGAAGCUGCUCAUAGCUAUUGUAAAUAUCAUUUCAUUCAAAUAGAUUAUAUCGAAACUGGUUUUAAAGAAAUAAAUCGAAGUGUUAUUUGUACGUCUAAUUACGCAAUUAUUAAUUGAAAAUGCUCACGUCGUGUUUUACAGCUCAUUUACACUACAUCCGACCAACCUCAAUGACGUCAUAAAAGCGGGUAUAAAUUUUUGUUUAUUUCGGGUUACCGAUUGAUAUUCAAGCGUUAGAGAAGUUAAUAUCCAAUGUUGGCAAUCAACAUAUUGUCAAAGCUACGAAUAACAGUGUAAUUUGAUUUGGUUGCCAAAUUUGAUCGUUAAUUCUGAUUCUAAUACGAAAUUGGCCCGUCAAAUUUGUAGCAAAUUGCUUUUUUUAUUGACCAAUGAAAUAUUCAGGAGCGACUCUAUUGAACAAAAUAGCGUUUAGUUUUUGAAAAGGAUCUCAAACAAUCAGAAAUCCUGGACAAUAUUGGUUUUCUGUAUAAUGUGAUGUUAUCGAAAAUCUAUCGAAAAUCGUUGUAACCUCCAACAUUGGGUCUUGCGAUUAGUGUAAAUGUGCGAUAUAAAUAGAAAUAAGUUUGAGGAUAGAAAUAAGAUUUGUGUAUUUAAAAUUGACCACGGUAAAAGAAUUAUGGAAUAUAUUAGAUAAUUCACAAAAACAACGGAAGAUAUAAAGCAUUUGUGGCUAACAGCUCAACGUGUGCCAAAACAUUCAGUCUACAGUCUUAAUAUAUUUUGUAAGUUCAUACGUAAAUUGACUAAAAU